AUGCCCAACUAUGCAAGGUUUAUGAAGGAUCUAUUGUCAAGGAAACGUAAGUUGCGAGAAUAUGAAACAGUAAAUUUGACGAAGGAAUGUAAUGCUAUCAGCAAAAAGAAGUUGCCUACCAAAGUCAAGGAUCCAGGGAGCUUCAGCAUUCAAUGCACUAUAGGCAAGAUGGAAGUAGACAAUGUUUUAUGUGAUCUUGGAGCUAGCAUCAAUGUCAUGCCACUCUCAAUGAUGAUGAAGCUGGGGAUAACCGAAGUGAAGCCCACAAAGACAAUAGUGCAACUGGCUGACCGCUCUUCAAAGCAAGCUUAUGGUAUCAUCGAGGACAUAUUGGUUAAGGUAGACAAAUUCAUCAUUCCUGUCGAUUUUGUCAUCCUUGACAUUGAAGAAGAUGCCACAAUUCCUAUGAUUUUUGGAAGACCCUUCUUGGAAACUUCUGGAGCAGUGAUUGAUGUGCUAAAAGGCGAGCUGAUAUUACGGGUAGACGGAGAGCAAGUAACUUUCAAGUUCUUUGACAAAGAAGUCCCUUCAUCUAUAGCUCAACCGGAGGAUCAAGUCUACUACAUUGGUGAAAAGAAAGGUGAAGAAGAACACAAUGAAGAGUCUUCUCGAGAAAGCAAGCCAAAAGUUAAAAUGGAGAAACCUAGUAGCGAAAAAAAGCAUGUAAAAGUCAAGUUCAAAGUUCCUGACACUACUUUACCUCAUCCAUAUGCAGACGAGCACUACGGUAGGACACAAUUUAUGAACGAUGGACCUUAG
Molecule: messenger RNA, 759 nt
Organism: Gastrolobium bilobum
Lineage: Eukaryota; Viridiplantae; Streptophyta; Magnoliopsida; Fabales; Fabaceae
Exons: 1
Coding region: 1-759 (252 amino acids)
Source: RefSeq, a predicted model, not a curated record